Molecule: messenger RNA, 3368 nt
Organism: Cladophialophora immunda
Lineage: Eukaryota; Fungi; Ascomycota; Eurotiomycetes; Chaetothyriales; Herpotrichiellaceae
Exons: 2
Coding region: 554-2905 (783 amino acids)
Biological process (GO): transmembrane transport
Molecular function (GO): transmembrane transporter activity
Source: RefSeq, a predicted model, not a curated record
CGCAACACCCAGCUCACCCUCGCUUUUCUCUCUUCCUCCCCCCCUCCCGCGCCCUCCACCUCAAAAUUCCCCUAGAUCCCUUUAUUCCUCCAUCCCUCGUCAUCUCGCCCGACAGGCCAGCGGAUCUUAUUCUUGUCCGUGGUUCCCUCCCUUCUUACCGACCUCCUACUACUUCACCACUCGCUUUUUACACUCGCUCAGCCAGCUCACUCACUUUACUCCCUCGUCCUUCUCCUCUCCUCCCCCCCCUUACCUUCCCUGUCCUCGACGCUUUGUCCACCGUUUCGAAUUUGUUUGUUUUUGUUGUAAUAAUUCCUGGACAAACCACACUCGUUCAUCGUUCUACAUACCGAGACCCCCCCCUUUCACGCUGGCGGCUCCAAAUUCGUGGGACAGCUGGGAAGUCGCCAGAGGCUACGACUCCCAAUCGCGUCCCGGUUCAUCUCUAGCCCAACACCCGCAACAACAGCAGCAACCUCCUCGACAUACUGUCGCCUUCCUCCCGACCUCCAACGACAGUACAAAUCCUGCCACAGCUGCGUUCGCCGACGACAUGGAGGAAGAUGGCACCAACAACCAGCUCCUACGACCCCUAUCACAACCCGCGUUGAACUCACGAUUUCCUUCGCUACGACGUUUAAACUCGACCGAGCCAUAUAGGCACCGCUCUCUACCUGCCGAGCCCUCACCUGGCUCUGACCGCGCCAGCAGUGAGAUUACCUUCGCUGUCCUCUACGACGACCACCCAGACUAUCACCUUGGCCGCUAUGAUGAUCAGGGAUCGAUGCGAUCCGCCCAAAACAGAGAUUCCCUGGCUUCCUAUGCCCCGUCCUUCCGCACCCGCGACUCGAGAAUAGUGAGCGACGACCACUACCUCAACCGAGACCAAGACUUUGUAGCAAACCAGAGACUACUGGCCGAAGGCUACCUGAACAACAAUGAUUCUCUCUACGACCAAUCGGUUCCUCGAUACCCGACGCAAUCGGAGGAGACCCUGGCCAUGAACACGCUACACAACUCCUACCCCCGAGAUGAAAAGAGACCACUUUCCCAGCAAAUGACCCCCCCAAUGGACCGAGAACACAGUAAACAUUCCCACGAGUCAUGGUGCACGUGUGACGAAGAUCAUGGCCACGGCAUGAUGGACAGGAAAGACCCUGCCAAAUUCGACAUCGAAGCUCAAAAUGGUCCUGCCACUCCCACUCCUUUCUUGCCCAAGGAGAAACCGGGCGGUGGUCCUGGACCACGUGGCCCUGGCGGUCCUGGCGGUCCAGGUGGUCCUCCAAACGACGACCCAUUCCUGGUCAAAUUCAAUGGGCCCGAUGACCAACUGAACCCCAAGAACUGGCCUUCGAAUAAGAAGUGGGCCAUAACAAUGCUUACCGCCUCCUUUACAUUCCUCUCACCCCUAGCGUCGUCCAUGGUCGCCCCUGCCCUUCAACAGAUCGCCAGAGAAUUCCACAUCACCAACCAGAUAGAAUCCCAGAUCGUCCUCUCCAUCUUCGUCUUGGCAUAUGCGAUCGGUCCUAUGAUUCUCGGUCCGCUCUCUGAGCUGUACGGCCGUGUGAUCAUCCUCCAAUCCUCCAACGUGGUGUUCUUGGCUUUCAACACUGCCUGUGGCUUCGCUCAAACCAAGGAGCAACUGAUGGCCUUCCGAUUCUUGUCCGGUCUCGGAGGUUCCGCACCCCUUGCUAUUGGUGGUGGUGUCCUGGGUGACUUGUUCAAACCCGAAGAACGUGGCAAGGCCAUGGGUAUCUACGCCAUGGGCCCUCUGCUUGGCCCUGCUGUUGGUCCUAUUGUGGGUGCCUGGGUGGCCGAAAAGUCCGACUGGAGGUGGAUGUUCUACGCCACUUCGAUUGUCAACUGCUUCAUUCUCGUUGCCGGCUUCUGGAAACUCAGCGAGACCUACACCCCCUAUAUCUUGCACAAGAAGGCCAAGAUGAUCCGCAAACAGACGGGCGACAAACGGUGGCAUGCCGAUGGUGAGGGUGAAGUUGACCAGCCGGUAUGGAAGAAGAUCGUCAAGACAAUGGCUCGAUCCUUCGGCAUGUUGUUCAGCCAACCCAUCGUGCAAGUGUUGGCUUUGUACAUGGCCUUCUCCUACGGCAUCCUCUACCUUGCGCUUUCCACGUUCCCCGAUCUGUACGGUAAUAUUUACCACGAAAGCGUGGGUAUUGCUGGCCUGAACUACAUCUCUCUGGGUUUGGGUUUCUUCGUCGGAGCCCCCCUCUGUGGCAAGUCGGGCGACAAGAUCUACCGCAAGCUCAAGGCCAGAGAUCCCCGGGGACAAGGCAAGCCGGAAUAUCGCAUGCCGGUUGUCAUUCCCUUCUCCUUCUUCGUACCCGUUGGCCUCCUGGUGUACGGAUGGUCCGCGCAGGCCAAGACACAUUGGAUUGUGCCCAACAUCGGCUCCUUCAUCUUUGGUAUUGGAACCAUUGCCGCCUUCCAAUGCGUCACCACCUAUCUCGUCGACACCUACGCGAGGUUUGCUGCCUCGGCUGUGGCUGCUGUCACGAUUCUGCGAUCACUUGCCGGUUUCGGUUUCCCUCUAUUUGCACCUGCAAUGUACAGAGCCCUACAUUUUGGCUGGGGUAACACGGUGCUGGCACUGGCCGCCAUUGGUAUCGGCAUCCCUGUCCCGAUCAUCCUGUGGCUCUUUGGUGAAAAGCUGAGGAAGAGAAGCAGUCUCGCCAUGAAGGGACCUCCUCCGGGCAAGGGUGGUCCUGGCGGACCAGGAGGAAAGGGCCCCGGCGGUCCGGGAGGGCCUGGAGGUCCAGGUGGUCCCGGCGGCAAGGGCCCUGGAGGACCGGGCGGUCCCGGAGGUCCUGGUGUCAAGGGACCGGGUGGUCCAGGCGGUCCAGGCGGUCCAGGAGGUCCUGGUAAGCCUCCAGGGUACACGCAAUGAAACGACAGAACCAUGUCCGCGAAAACAUAAUUUCUAAUCACCAACACCCCCUGACCAUCUUUGUAUCUAUGUCAUCUAUCCGAGGGAGUUUUUUUUACUAUGUCAUCAUGGAAUGAGCGGGACUGGCGUUUUGCGGACAUGAAAGGAGAACUAUGUGACGCGCAAGAGCGCGAGCCGUGGGGGAUAUACAUAUACAUUCAUAUGUCAACUUUAUCGCAUCUUCGACCUGAUCAUGGUGCCCUGUGUUUGAAAAAGUGGUUGGUUUAUCAGUUUAGGAGGGUAUUGAUUGGAAACGGAUAGCAUGUCGAGGAUGAAAGACGAGUGCAGGAUUGGAAAACUCCCAUUGUUUUUCCUUGGUAGUUUUGAAAUCAGGCCGAAAAGAAGAAACCUUGCAAAUUCAAAGACGCCGAGAUGCAUGAAUUGUUUGCUUUGACUUUGGUCUCUCCUUGAACGUGUAGCGAAC